Sporothrix schenckii 1099-18 is the source of this 267-nucleotide messenger RNA. RefSeq lists its product as uncharacterized. Bases 1 to 267 code for a protein of 88 amino acids. The transcript has a single exon. NCBI's taxonomy places the organism in Eukaryota, Fungi, Ascomycota, Sordariomycetes, Ophiostomatales, Ophiostomataceae. The record is from RefSeq and is a predicted model, not a curated record.
AUGCAGAUUGCGAAGGAAAAGAGACGGAGACAGCACGAUGGAACCAACAAGGUAAAGAAAGAAGGUUCGUUCACUGGAGAAGAAACGCCUGGCCGUGUUUCUGUCGGUGGUCCCCUCUUUUCUUGGCUACUCCGUGGUUUGGUCGUGGUAGUAUCCCGCCGUCGUCGGGAGGACGAUCCUUUCAGGCCCAGCCGUUCUCGCUUGGGAUUCGAGGCUUACAGCGAGUCUCCGCGAUUCUUUUGGAGGCCCAAAGGACAAGGUUCGUAG